CAAAACAACGAUGAAAAGUCUUGCUUGUGCUAGUUUUCGGUCUUAGAAACGUCGGAUUAGGAAAGCGACAAUUUCGUAAGAUACGAUCCAUAUCAAAUACAGAUAAGCGUGAACCACCGUUUCCUCUAGGUGACUAAUGAGGUGGAUGUAUUUCAUGCAAAAAGGGGGCCGGUCUCAGCAGCGGAAAAUAUGACGUUGGUUUUCGAUUACAAAGUCAGUCCAACCGAUAACGUCGAAUUGAUGUUCGUCAAGGUUCGCACAUCUGCUCUAGAGGUGAUUCAGAACGGAAACUCCAAAGUGUUGUGCAAGGUGUUUUAAUCGCGGAUGAUAUUUUUUAUAGCAACGUUGCAAUUUUGUUAUGCCUUAUCAUUUGAAUCUAAAAAAGACCUUUCAAGUGAAUGUUUCCAGUAAUGCUACAGUGAAGCUGUUUACGCGAAUGCCACAAUCUACAAUUAAUUAUUGGUAAUAAAUAUAUUAUAUCGAUUUUCUGACUUUACUGAAUGACAUACACACCACCAAAAUAGAUAAACUCGUGAAAAUAUAUCGAAAAUCGUUCAUAUCUUAUCGCAAAUUGUUCAAAAUGGGAGAUAAGAACAUGCAUUAUAACAACAGAAAACGGCAAAUAAAAUUGAAAUAAACGUAAACGACAGCAAUCAUUCGUCAUUCACCACCAUGACCAUUCAGCUGGGUUUAGUAGUGCUCGCAACCUGCGUAGCGAUCGUUUUCGGUAACGCUUGCAAUAUAGGAUUUGGAAAGUUGGCAAACUCUGAUCACCAACUGUACACCCUCCACGCUCGGAGCAAUCCCAUUCUGGAGCCUAAGAACAUGUCAUUAGUUUUUGAUUACCGAGUCAGUCCGGUGGAGAACAUUAAACUUACAUACGUCAACGUCACCGCAUCGCUACCGCAAGGUUGUGUGUAUAGUCAUUCAGUAUUUCAAGACCCGACGAAGGGUUUCAAUAUAAGAGUAAGCAGUCUACAGCCGGUUCUGGAACUUUAUGGAACUGCCACCAUCUACGGAGUUAACUAUGGGAAUUGAGGAAAAUAAAUUGAUUUUGAGAUGUACACACUGCACGCUAGCAAAGGACCAGAAAUUGAAGCGCAAAACAUGUCAUUGGCGUUCAACUAUCAAGUGAAUCCGAUUGAUACCGUUGAAGUUACGGCGGCGCCGACUGGGAUUGAACCCAGGCCUGCUGGGCUGAGAGAUAAUCACGCUUACCACUACACCACCGGCGCCGCUAUAUUUUUUGGUAUCGAGAUAUUCGUUCCUGCUCGGGAUAGACCAUUCAUCGGUGGCGGUGGCGUGCAAACCAUUUUUGCCUCGGCGGCGGCGGCGUAG
Ochlerotatus camptorhynchus is the source of this 1338-nucleotide messenger RNA. RefSeq lists its product as uncharacterized. The transcript is spliced from 5 exons. The record is from RefSeq and is a predicted model, not a curated record. Lineage: Eukaryota; Metazoa; Arthropoda; Insecta; Diptera; Culicidae.